Populus euphratica (Euphrates poplar) is the source of this 2041-nucleotide messenger RNA. RefSeq names its product Ankyrin repeat family protein with DHHC zinc finger domain-containing protein. The transcript has 13 exons. The record is from RefSeq and is a predicted model, not a curated record. Gene Ontology annotation, cellular component: Golgi membrane. Gene Ontology annotation, molecular function: protein binding; palmitoyltransferase activity. Gene Ontology annotation, biological process: protein palmitoylation. The coding region runs from base 194 to 1816 and encodes 540 amino acids. NCBI's taxonomy places the organism in Eukaryota, Viridiplantae, Streptophyta, Magnoliopsida, Malpighiales, Salicaceae.
CCCAUCACUGGGUCAAUUUUGGCGCGUUAAAAACCUAGGUAAACCUAAUUAUCAUCCCCUGAACAGGAGCAACUAUGCGUUGCUGUCAUUUCCGAGAUCAAAUCGGGAACCAUAAACCCUAAAUCCCCAAUCUUAGAAACCCUAAUUUAUUUAUCAAAUCCAAAAUUAAACCCUAAAGCUCUGAUAUUCUCCAAUGGCAUCUUCAGAGAUCGAGAUAGUUUCAUCAGAAUCCAAACAAAUCCCAAACGGCUCCGCGGUCAACGUGAUCGAUGUUUUCUCUGCUUCUGCUUACGGUGAUCUCGAUAAAUUACGCAAAUUUGUCGAAGAAGAUAAAGCUUCUCUCUCUAACCCUGACGGUAAUGGUUAUUACGCUCUUCAAUGGGCCUCUCUUAACAAUUUCCCCGACGUUGCCCAAUACAUAAUUGAGCACGGGGGAGAUGUAAAUCAAAGUGAUAAUGUGAGGCAAACAGCACUGCAUUGGGCGGCAGUUAGAGGUUCAAUUGCGGUGGCAGAUGUGCUUUUGCAGAAUGGAGGACGAGUGGAAGCAGCUGAUGUUAACGGGUAUCGGGCAGUUCAUGUAGCUGCUCAGUACGGACAAACAGGCUUUUUGAAUCACAUUGGAGCAAAAUAUGGUGCUGAUUUUGAUGCAGUUGAUAAUGAAGGGAGGAGCCCUCUUCAUUGGGCUGCUUAUAAGGGUUAUGCAGAUACAAUUAGACUACUUCUAUUUCGAGACGCAUACCAAGGGAGACAAGAUCGAGAAGGUUGUACCCCUUUACACUGGGCUGCAUUAAGGGGAAAUAUAGAGGCAUGCACUAUUCUUGUACAUGCUGGCACAAAGCAGGAACUUGCUGUGAAAGAUAAAGCUGGAUUUACUCCUGCUCAGAUUGCAUCUGAUAAAGGUCAUCGGCAUAUCGCCCUUUUCCUCUCAAAUGCACAGCGGGCGCAAAGCAACCGCUGGAAAGACAAAAUUCGUAGUGGGAAGAUGGGAGAUGUUGGUCUUGCUCCUAUCUUGUUGUCCAUUAUACUCAUUCUCAUCUUCCUCUUCAUCAACUCAGUUAUUGCAGCUCCAAACCUUCCAAAGGUAACUGCUGUUGUUGGAAUUUGGGGAUGGACUGCUCUUUCUCUAGCUUUUGUUUCGAUUAUUAUGUUCUACAGGUGCAGUAGUAAAGACCCGGGUUUUAUCAAAAGACUUGGAGACUUGAAUAAAGAUACUGAUUCAGAGGAUCCCUUGUUGAAUAUUGAUUUGAACAACUCCUCGGUAUGGACAGGGAAUUGGUCUCAGCUUUGCCCUACAUGCAAGAUAAUAAGACCUGUUCGCAGUAAGCACUGCCCUACGUGCAAACGCUGCGUAGAGCAGUUUGACCAUCAUUGCCCAUGGAUAUCUAAUUGUGUUGGCAAGAGGAACAAACGAGACUUUUUCAUCUUUAUAUGCUUGGCAACUUCAGCAUCAUUUCUUGCUGGCAUCAUCGCAGUUCAAAGGGUUUGGAAAGCUGCACAGUCAUUGCAUAUUGAAGAAAGUUGGAUUCGUUAUGUGGUAGUUCAUCAUCCUGGUGUUGUUGCAUUUUUGGUGUUGGACGUGAUUGUUUUUAUUGCUGCCACUACUUUAACAACAGCUCAGGCAUCUCAGAUAGCUCGGAAUAUCACAACCAAUGAACUUGCGAAUGCUAUUCGUUAUGGGUAUCUUCGUGGUCCAGAUGGGCGUUUCCGAAACCCCUAUAACCAUGGGUGCCGAAAGAACUGUGCAGAUUUCCUUGUUCAGGGUUACACAGAUGAUAAUGAGAUUGCUUGGCCACCAUUGCAGCAGGUUGCCAGUUAGCAGUAAUGCAAAGAUACGCAGCAGGGCCAGUUGAGACUGAUUAAGUGCUUUGCAAGCAUCUUAGUUUCCGAUGAUACUUGGUUAAACUAUCAUUGCAGAUAGCAAGAUCCUUGUUCAGCUGUAGCUGCCAUUCAUGUUAUAUAAAUUUGGUGAUAGAGAUGGAAGAAUGUACAUUCAAUGCCAUGAAUUCGAUAAGAAAUGAAAUACUGCCCCUUUUCUUUUUUA